UCGCAGCUACAGUAGCAGCACGCAGACAAAGCAGACGCGGACAGCAGCAGCAGCAGCAGCACGCGGACGGAAGGAGAUCGGCGGCGAGAUGCUGGCUGUGUUCGACCAGACGGUGGCCAAGUGCCCGGAGGGCCUCCGCAGCCCGCCGACGGCCGGGGGAGCAGCGGGAGGCGGCGCGGGCGCGCUGAUGAAGGGAUUCGCCGACGCCAACGACGCCGCGGUCACCGUCAGCCUCGGCUCCGCCGGCGCCCUCGCAUACUCCUCGGCCAACAAGAACCCGCUCGUCCCCAGGAUGUUCGGUUCUGUGAAUGACAUAUUUUGCCUGUUCCAAGGACAUGUUGAGAACAUUGGCAACCUGAAGCAGCACUAUGGUCUGAGCAAGACAGCAAAUGAGGUUACCAUCCUGAUCGAGGCCUACAGGACCCUCCGGGACAGAGGCCCACUCCCAGCCAGUCAGGUCGUGAGAGAUCUCAGUGGAAAGUUCGCUUUCAUCCUGUACGACACGCUGUCGAAAUCCACCUUCGUCGCUGCUGAUGCUGAUGGCAGUAUCCCCUUCUUCUGGGGUGUCGACUCUGAAAACCACCUUGUGUUCUCUGAUGACACUGAGCUUCUUAAGGCAGGCUGCGGGAACUCAUUCGCGCCAUUCCCCAAAGGCUGCUUCUACACCACCUCUGGAGGGCUGCAGAGCUUCGAGCACCCACUGAACGAGCUGAAAGCGGUGCCAAGGGUGGACAGCCAGGGCCAGAUGUGCGGCUCCACCUUCAAGGUCGACAGCGAGGCCAAGAAGGAUUCGGGGAUCCCUCGCGUCGGUAGCGCCGCUGAUUGGUCUAACCACUACUAGUCCGAUGACCCAAUUGCAUUGCUACCAUUCCCUGGUUGUAAACUGUCAAUCUUGAGACUGAAUUGCUGCGACCUCACGGCGUUUUAUUUUAAGCAGUUUACGGACGCUUUACACAAUGCUGUUUCAAUAAAUGUAUGGUCAGAUGAGUAAUGGUACUGCUGUAAGUUUUCUGAUACUCGAACAAACUCUGAUCCUACCUGGGUGGUAUAGAUUUAUCUGUCCCACAUAUAUGUUUCAGUAAAUAAAGUUCAGUGACGGCUCCA
Lolium rigidum is the source of this 1104-nucleotide messenger RNA. Its product is annotated as stem-specific protein TSJT1-like. The record is from RefSeq and is a predicted model, not a curated record. The transcript has 4 exons. The coding region runs from base 89 to 841 and encodes 250 amino acids. NCBI's taxonomy places the organism in Eukaryota, Viridiplantae, Streptophyta, Magnoliopsida, Poales, Poaceae.